Molecule: messenger RNA, 862 nt
Organism: Wasmannia auropunctata (little fire ant)
Lineage: Eukaryota; Metazoa; Arthropoda; Insecta; Hymenoptera; Formicidae
Exons: 3
Coding region: 119-712 (197 amino acids)
Source: RefSeq, a predicted model, not a curated record
GUUACAUUUUGAAAUCUUACUUCAGAGUUAUUUUCCUUAAAACACUUUUUUGAUGGCUAUGUAAAUUAUUCGUAAUAAUAAUCAUCUAUUUUACUUAAAUUGCGAGAGCAAUAGAAAUAUGGCAAAAAUUGCCGAAGUGUGUGACGCUCGUUGCCUAUUAUUUCGCAAUGAAAGAAUAAGAACGGAAGACGCGAUACGGAUGAAGUGGUUUUUAGAAAAUCAACAACGACUGAUAGAUCAGUUGAAAGAGCCGAAAUUCACGAAACGCGCCAGGGAAAUAAUUGCGGAGUCUAAGAGACGACAGGCGGCACGCGUCGUUAGACCCGUCGUACCACGGAAGCCGUUACCGAUUUGGAGGCCACUUAAAUCCGACGGUUCUAUCAAUAUAGAUAUCAUGAAGCCGAUUGAGCCUGAUGUAAGAGCCAUACUUUAUGAGAAAGGAAUCCCGACUUUCAUUACCACUCGUAAUUAUUUAACUAAAAGAUAUGAAGAACCCCCGGAGAAGCGUUUCUAUUUUCCCGAAUGUGUGAAUUGGAUAUACAGUUGGCGUCUUGGCGACUAUCCUCCGGUUCCAUUUAGCGAAGUAGGCCUGAGAUCCGUGAUGCAAGCACAAUUUUAUCAGCGUAAGGCGUUGAUUCUGGAACGUGAUCCAGAAUGGUUUCGCGGUUGUCAAAAGAAGAACGCGAGGAAUUUCGAUGAACCGUUGACAUAAUAAUUAGUAACACUUUUAUACAGAGAAAUAUAAAUACGUCUAUAUCGCUACAGUAUGAAUAUCGGUAUUUCGAUAUUAUAUUCUGUAAAUAGUUUAUUACAUGUUUUGAUAUAAUUACAAUUUUUUAAAUAAAUUGAUACGUGCGAUUAA